AUGGCAGUACCUGUCACCACAAUCUCUGGUCCCAGGGCAGAAAUGAGCAUCCUGGAAACCAACCAGUACCUGUGCUCCCAGCUACAAAAAAGCAAACAGAACUUCCGAGACCUCACAGAGAAAUACCUAAUAUCCCAAGCUACUGCUUACUCCCUGGCCAACCACCUGCAAAACUACAUGUGUGAAGAGUGCAAAGAACUCAUUAAAUCUGUGCUAGAGGAGAAGCUGCAGUUUGAGGAAGAGAAGCUGGCAGAGAAGACCAGACCAGCUGCAAGGCUCGGGAAAUAUGAGCCCCUAAUUCAGGCUCAGGCCCAAGAACUGACCCCCUUGCGGCAGAAGAUACAGGAAGGGAGAGGCGUCUGUUACCUUUUCACUCAGCAUGUGAAGAACACAGUCACAUGUUUUCAGGGCCUUCUCAGGAGCCCUGGCAUUGACUACCACCAGGGACAGAGAUUCUGUGAGCAGCUGGCUCAAGGAAGCCAGCUGGCAGAGAGCCUUGUCAGAAAACUCACCAUGAAAAAUCAUAAUGAUAAGAAGAAUAAAGACAGACAAGAGCCACUGGCCUCCAGGCUCAGCAGGGGGCUCCAGGAGGAGGAAGUGAAUGAAGUCCUGGAGAACUCACUAGAUGAACAAUACCUGACUAGUUCCAGCCUCUGUGGCUCCCACCAGCCUCCCAGCAGCACUGCCUUCCUGCCUCAUGCACAGCAAACCACCUCUGCUCUGGAUGUAGCCA
This is a messenger RNA of Galeopterus variegatus (Sunda flying lemur), 733 nucleotides long. RefSeq names its product neuroblastoma breakpoint family member 6-like protein. The record is from RefSeq and is a predicted model, not a curated record. Lineage: Eukaryota; Metazoa; Chordata; Mammalia; Dermoptera; Cynocephalidae. The annotation marks the transcript as partial. The transcript is spliced from 5 exons.